This is a messenger RNA of Protopterus annectens (West African lungfish), 2191 nucleotides long. RefSeq names its product zinc finger protein 585B-like. Gene Ontology annotation, biological process: negative regulation of transcription by RNA polymerase II. The record is from RefSeq and is a predicted model, not a curated record. NCBI's taxonomy places the organism in Eukaryota, Metazoa, Chordata, Ceratodontiformes, Protopteridae. The coding region runs from base 509 to 2008 and encodes 499 amino acids. The transcript is spliced from 4 exons. Gene Ontology annotation, molecular function: DNA-binding transcription repressor activity, RNA polymerase II-specific.
UACAUCAUGCAUCAUUCAUGAGAUACCAACGAUCAAAGUAAAGUUGUUAGUGUGUAAUUAGAUAUAUAAAACUUGUAAGCUAUCACUUACUGCUGCAGUGAACUCGAGACUGGAAGUGCAAAACAGAUGCAUCAAAAUCACUAAACAUUUAAUGCAUUCAGAUCACAGUGCAUCAUAAAAAUCUGCGGUUUUGGAAUGAAAUGGUUAACUGUUUGAGCUGCACUCUCCUUACAGAGCCUCUUUCCAAAAUGCUUCCUAUAUGCACCCCUCCCCCAGCCAACAUCUGAGCAUGCUCAGAAAGGCACUCAGGAGGGUACAUCUUUACAAAACAAAAGGUUAAUGGUGAGCCUUUGAACAGGAAGUAAAUGCUAGUGUUCAGAGGUUAUUUGGUUCUGGAGUGCAGGGAACUGCUGAAGGAGUUGUUUGCAAGUGAAAUCUUACAACUGGGUUUAAUACGCCUGUCUGUGUUUCUGAGAAGUGCAGGUUGUGGUGCUAGUAAAACAGAGCAAUGAAACUGAAGGUACCAAAAACCUUUAAAGAUGUUGCUGUUGCGUUUUCAAGAGAAGAAUGGCAAAUGCUGAGCAAAGAGGAGAAACAGCUACACCAACAGGUGAUGGUGCAGAACUACGAGCACAUGGUGUCAGUAGGAUACAAAAUACCAUUGGAAGAACUAGCAAUGCUGCUUGACCCUGAUAAACGUCCAUUUAGCAUGAUGGAAGAAAGAGUGACAUCACUUCAGCCGGAUCCACGUGACGUCCCCCAAGCAGUCCAUAGGUGGGCAGACUGUGAAGGUCGUCAGAGGUCAUUGUCAGAAGAUCACAUGAAUUCUGAAGACACCAAAAGCUUCACUGAUAGCAUGGCCAUAGCAGGACAUGAGGAUGUUCUCCACAGAAACCAUCAGAGUAAAUACAUGGAGUCUGACAUGAGUUUUACCCAGAAGAAUGAGAUAAAAAGCCCUCUGCAAAGGCAUGAAGUAAAAGAAUUAUGCAGCUACAGUAACUGUAAACAGAGUGGUACAUUUCCGUUUACUGUAAGAACAGAUGUUAAAAUCACUCAGACAAAUAAGAAUGGGUUUAUUUCCUCUCACUGUCUGAAUGUUUUCAGGAAAUUUAGAAUUAUUAAAGGUGAUAAAGAUAAGGAUAUACAAGUAACGCACCAAGAUUUCUUCACAGGAGAGGAAUCAUAUAAAUAUGAUCCAUUGGCCAAAAGCUUCAUAAAAAAGGAUAAAUCUGUAACUAUUCAAACUGGUGAGAGGCCGUAUAACCAUGUUGCAUGUGAGAUGAGUUUUUUACAGAAGAAUAACGUGACAUUACAAGAGAAUAUCCAGAAAACAGUGAAUCUCUAUAAAUGUAUCCCAUGUGGCAAGAGUUUUUCCAGUAAAGGCAGCCUUACAAACCAUGAAAGAAUCCAUAGAGAGGACAAAUUUUAUAAGUGUGCCACAUGUGGUAAGGGUUUUGCACGGAAGAGUAAUCUCAGAAAACAUGAGGGAAUUCAGAGUGGGAACAAAUCCCUUAUAUGUAUCCAAUAUGGCAAGAGUUUUCCCAGAAUAACCAGAUUUAAAAAUCAUGAAAUAAUUCAGAGAGACACAUGUGGUAAGAGUUUUGUAUGGAAGUGUCAGCUCAGAGAUCAUGCAAGAAUUCAUGGUGGGGAUAGACCACAUACAUGUGAUACGUGUGACAAGAGUUUUACACAGAAAUGGACCAUAAAAGUCCAUGAAAAAACACACAUUAAUUCUUAUACCUGUACCACAUGUAGCAAGUCUUUUAGAUGGAAGGACCAACUCACAGUCCAUGAGAGAAGACACACUGGAGAGAAGCCAUAUAAAUGUGCAUCUUGUGACGAGCAUUUUGCACGAAAGGACAAACUUAUUAUCCAUGAGAGAAUCCACAGUGGAGAAAAGCCAUAUAAAUGUUCAAUUUGUAGCAAAACAUUUACACGGAAGGACAGACUCGUAGCCCACAAUAAAAUCCAUAAAGUAAAUGCUGUAACUGUACCGCAUGUGGCAUGAGUUUUACACAGAAGGUUUACCUGAAAGUCCAUGAGAAAAGCUAGUAACUUGCCUUCUAACAAUGUAUGAACUAUAGACUGGAAUUGAUGCUGACACAGUUUAUAGUAAUUUAGAAGAAAGCUCAAUUAUGGCAGUAAAAGAAAGUCUGAUGGAACAAAGGAUCAUUUAUUGUUAAAGACAUAG